Molecule: messenger RNA, 1077 nt
Organism: Anopheles bellator
Lineage: Eukaryota; Metazoa; Arthropoda; Insecta; Diptera; Culicidae
Exons: 2
Coding region: 1-1077 (358 amino acids)
Cellular component (GO): extracellular region
Molecular function (GO): chitin binding
Source: RefSeq, a predicted model, not a curated record
AUGGAUGGUCUACGCGUCGUGCUGCUGUUUGCCGCCGCAGCCCUUGCACAGGAUCUGUACCCCGACUAUCCGGUGGAAGCUGAUGUCGCAGAGUCUUAUGGUGCCGUGGAGAACAACUUCAUUCCGGCGGUAGACGUGUCCGCGCCCGCCACAUACUGGCUGGGGAGCGGUUCCCAGCUAUCGCCUCCCUUCGUCAACACGAGCCUGACGGGCAGUUGCAGCAACUCGAGCCAGAUUGUCUGCACGGGCUGUCGGCGGGUUCGAGUGUGCAUCCCGGGCGUUACGGACCAGACGUUGCUACCGGAGCAGAACUGCCCGCCGUCGACGUACUGCCACACGCUGGCCUUCGAUAUGGGUGGAGCGUGCCUCGCCACGAUCGACCCGCUGUUCCCGGAGUGCAGGAACACCGCCGACGUCGACACCGGGAGCGGCACUGGGGAAGGCGCAGGUAUACUCUGCACCGGGCUGGGAGUGUUUCCGGAUCCGUCCGAUUGCCACAAGUUUCACUACUGCACGCAAGUCGGCGUCAACUCUCGGGCUUUGCGCUGCCCGCACAACUACGUGUACGACUCCGCCAAGAGGUCCUGCAGCCGAUCGAAAGCCUGUCGUACGGUUCACUGCCACCCGUUCGGGCGAUCAGUCUUCGUGCCGUUUCCGCAGAGCUCCAGGUACUAUGCGUACUGUAACUUUAACCGUGCCACGAGCCCGCCGGUGCUCCGGAACAUUCUGAUGUACCAGUGCGAGGCGCACUCGGAGUUCAGCCAGCUGGCCAACGGGUGCGUUCACAAGUGCAACCAGGAAGGGUUCUUCGAGAAGAUUGGGGACCCGUCGCGGUUCUACUGGUGCCGCCGGGUACUGGGCCGUCUGUUAGGCUACGAACAGGUCUGUCCCGGGCAGGGAUCGGUUUUCAACGCUAGGCUCGGAAUCUGCGUACCGCCCGCAACCACCACGACGACGACGACGACGACGACGACGACUCCACAGCCAGAGGCCGGGGCGGCGGCCGAUACCCCCGUGCGGGUGCCCGCCUGGCCUCAACUGACACCCCUUUCGAUAUCCCAACUACUUUCUGGGUAG